This is a messenger RNA of Cyanidioschyzon merolae strain 10D, 1581 nucleotides long. RefSeq names its product similar to high-affinity iron permease. Gene Ontology annotation, molecular function: ferrous iron transmembrane transporter activity. Gene Ontology annotation, biological process: iron ion transmembrane transport. The record is from RefSeq and is a predicted model, not a curated record. Lineage: Eukaryota; Rhodophyta; Bangiophyceae; Cyanidiales; Cyanidiaceae. Gene Ontology annotation, cellular component: high-affinity iron permease complex; plasma membrane. Bases 1 to 1581 code for a protein of 526 amino acids. The transcript has a single exon.
AUGGUACAGCUCUUCUCACUGGCAGGCUUUAUCAUUACGUUUCGCGAGAUCCUCGAGGCCUGCAUCGUGGUCUCGAUCUGUCUGGCAUACCUGCGGCGUACCAAGAAUGAGCGCUACCUCAGAGACGUCUGGCUGGGCGUUGCAGCCGGCGUCGGUGUGCUCAUCGUCAUUGGAAUCGCAUUCGGCAUCGUUUUCUGGACGCGCGGCCAGAAGCUGUAUACGGGUCUCACUGAGCUGCUCUUCGAGGCCAUUGUCCGACUGGUGGCGGUAGUGCUCAUCACGUGGAUGAUCUUCUGGAUGCUCAGCACGGCCGCGCACAUGCGCCGCGACCUCGAGGGCGGGAUAGCGCGGGCUCUGUCGAGGCGCGGCCGAUGGGGCGUUGCGCUGCUCGUCUUCACGUCCGUGCUGCGUGAGGGCGUCGAGCUCAUCGUAUUCCUGUUCGGAAUCACGGGCGGUGUCUCGUGGAGCUCGAUUCCCAUCGCCGCAGCCGUCGGCGUGGCCGUUGCGCUGGUCGUUGCCUGGGCAAUCUACCGCGGGGCGCUCGCCUUCGAUCUGCGCCUCUUCUUCGCGCUCUCGUCGCUGCUGCUGAUCGCAUUCGCUGCGGGCUUCCUGUCGACGGCCUUCCUGGACCUCCAGAAAGCGAACCUGUUCGGGUCAUUCACGCGCAACGGCAACGAGGACGAGUCGAUUCCAUCCACGCAGCGGCCGUGGUGGAAUGCCGCGCUCUGGUCCACCGAGGCCUGCUGCGCGGACGACGGGAACGAGUUCUUCAACCUGCUGCACGAGCUCUUCGGAUACGUGGAUGCGCCGACCUUCGUCUCCACUGUCGUCUACUUCGGUUACUGGACCUUGGCUGGCGUGCUCUGGAUCAUCGUUGAGCGACGCACCCUGGAGCGCAAACUCUGCCAAAUGCACACCGGGUACCUCGUAUCGACUGCGUUCCUGGCGGUAGCUGCCGUGGUGGGGCUCGUCGUCGCCGCUCGCAGCCCGACAUGGAACGGCAUCCUGGUGACGUGCCUGACUCUGGUGCUGGCGAUCAUCGGUGUAGGUGCCGCCAGCGCAUCCCAUGCAGCGCUACCGCCGCGUGCGCGUUUCGCCCUCCAGGGCUCCUGCUGGAUAGGCCUCGUGCUGGUAGCGUGCCUGGCGCUGGCGCUGCAGGUUGCACAGGCGAUCUGCUCGCCGCAGAUUGGCGCGUCGCAGUACUGCUCUAUCCCCGAUUUCUACUAUUGGUUCGUCAUCUUCUCCCCGGACUGGAUCGCAAAGACACGGGACGAUAACAGCUUCCACGCGCUCGCGGUGCUUACCGUGUCGAUAUGCUUCACGAUGCUGUUCUGCCUCGGACAGGGCCUGGUCGGCUUCUACGAGUGGAAGCGUUCGGCGCUGGCGAUGCAGCGUGCUGGACAAGCGCCAGCGGCAUUCGCCAAACAGGCGAAUACAUCGUCGGAUCUGGAAGGCGGGAAAUCCACGCCGCUCGAUGACUCCUCGAUCGAUGAGCUUACCUGGGAAGCGCUCGAUUCGACGCAGCCUCCGCAGCACGCGUCGCAGAUCGAGAUCUCGGCGAGACGGAUGCUGGCGGAUUGA